AAUGGGGGGGGGUUUACCUGGAUAUUCAACUUGAGGGAAAUAUUUGAUAUUUUUCAAAAAUUGUCUUGUUGCAGUUUAUAUAUAGUCGAAUCAGUGUUACUUUGUCUUCUUAACAACAUUGAUUUGUGAAAAAGCUAUAUAUUCACCAUUUUUAUUGUAGAUAACACCGGCCAAGUUUUUUGUUAAAACUAGAAACAUUCAAGGCCGAUAAAAAAACAUCUAAUUACAAAUAAGUAAUAAGAAAUUAUUCUACUCUUUUUUCUGUUUCAACACCUGUUUGUUGUCUGUUCUAGAUUUUAUAAUAAUUCCAUCAUGAAACAAAAAACACAACCAAAAGUUCUCGAUGAAGAAAAUGAAAUAGAAACAACUGAAGAAAAUGGAAAGGAUGAAUCAACAAUAAAUGAAACAUCGAUAACAACAUCUAUUGAUCAAUUCAAUUUUACAGAAGAAGAAAGAAAAAAAGGCACAUUUAAAAAUUUCAAAAUUUCAAAGAAAAUUAUUAAAAAAUUAAAAGCUCGUGGUGUAGAAUUUUUAUUUCCCGUUCAAUCAGAAAGUUUCAACUUUAUUUAUGAAAAAAAAGAUUGUAUUGUCCAAGCACGAACGGGUACUGGAAAAACAUUAGCAUUUUCUAUACCCAUUGUUGAAUUAUUAGAAAGUCAAGAGACUGAUAAAUUAGAACGUGGGCGUUCACCACGUGUUCUAGUAUUAGCACCCACACGUGAAUUAACAAAACAAAUAUCUGAUGAUUUUAGUACAAUUGUCACUACUUUAUCCGUUGUAACAAUCUAUGGUGGUAAAAAGUAUGAUCAACAAGAAGGAGGAUUACGUGCAGGAUGUGAUAUUAUUGUUGCUACACCCGGUCGAUUACUUGAUUUUAUUUCCAAUGGGAAAAUAUCACUAGCAAAUAUUCAACAUGUUGUAUUAGAUGAAGUAGAUCGAAUGUUAGAUAUGGGAUUUAAAGACAGUGUAGAUGAAAUAUUGUCAUAUGCUUUUACAUCUGAAACUACAGAAAAACCACAAAUGAUUGUAUUUUCUGCUACAAUUCCGGAUUGGAUUAAACAAGCAACACAAAAAUAUCUAUCUGGUGGUAAAUAUGAAAUGAUCGAUUUAAUUAAAGAUAGUAAACAAAAAACAGCAACAAAUGUUGAACAUUUGGCUAUUUCAUCAACAUAUCAAGAUCGUGCAAAUAUAAUUGAAUCACUAUUACAAGUUUAUAGUGGACAAGAUGGACGAGCAAUUGUAUUUUGUGAAACAAAAAAAGAAGCUGAUGAAUUGUCGGUUAGUCAUGAUAUUAAAGCAGAAUCACAUGUUUUACAUGGGGAUAUUCCACAAGAUAAAAGAGAAAUGGUUUUAAAGAAAUUUCGUGAAGGAAAAUAUCGUUUAUUAAUUACAACCGAUGUAGCAGCUCGUGGCUUAGACAUUCCAGAAGUUGAUCUUGUCGUUGUAACUGCACCGCCUAAAGAUGUUGAAGCUUAUAUUCAUCGUUCUGGACGAACUGGUCGUGCAGGAGGAAAAGGAAUCUGUAUCUGUUUGUACAAAUCUACUCAAACAUAUGAUCUUCAAGGAGUAGAAAAACAAGCUGGUAUAAAAUUUAAACGUGUAACCGCUCCAAGCGUCAAUGAAGUGAUGAGUUCAUCGUCGGCUGACGCUGUCAAAUCAUUAGAUGACGUUACCGAAGAAGCUAAAGCACAUUUUCGUGUAGCAGCUGAACAAAUCCUCGUAAAGCGUGAUGCAGUUGAUGCAUUAUCAGCCGCCCUGGCAUGCAUAGCAGGAACAACAAACAUUGUGGCAAGAUCUUUACUUUCCCAUAGAGAGAAUUAUACAACCUAUAUGAUGAGUGUUCAAGAUGAAUUUCAAGGUGUUGGAUUAGUUUUCACGACAUUGAGACGUUGUUUUGGAGAUGAAUUUGAUGCAAAAAGCAAUUGUUCUAAAAUAGCAUUCACAAAAGAUAGAAAAAAUGCUGUUUUUGAUCUUCCGAGUGAAUUGGAUGAAACAUUACAAGGUUAUUGGAAAGAUAGUCCACGAUUACAAUUAAAAACAAUAACAGAAUUACCAGAGCUAGAUGAAUCAACUAUGAAUGGAGGAGGAAAUGAAUACGGCUCAAGAGGUGGCGGUGGCCGUGGUCAACGUGGCGGUGGAUCACGUGGUGGUCGGGGUGGACGUAAUUCAGACAGGCCAUCAAAUGCAUGUUUCAAUUGUGGACAAACAGGUCACAUGUCGAGAGAGUGUACUGAACCAAAAUCGGGCGGUGGACGUCAAUCGAACGGACAAUCAAAUGCUUGUUAUAACUGUGGACAAACAGGACAUAUGUCACGAGAAUGUACUGAACCAAAAACUGGUGGCGGUCGUCCAUCAUCAAACGGACAGUCAAAUGUAUGUUUCAAUUGUCAACAGCCUGGCCACAUGUCACGAGAAUGCACUGAGCCAAAAAAAUUUGGUGGUCAACGAGGUGCACGUGGUGGAUUUGGAGGUGGUCGUGGUGGAGGACAGAAACGUAGCUUUGAUCACUCAUCAACAACUAACGGCAGUGCCACAAAUGGAUCAUCAAAUAAAAAAGUUAAAUUCGAUAGUGAUGGUGAAGACUAA
This is a messenger RNA of Didymodactylos carnosus, 2586 nucleotides long. The record is from the annotation of a GenBank genome assembly. Lineage: Eukaryota; Metazoa; Rotifera; Eurotatoria; Philodinida; Philodinidae.